Molecule: messenger RNA, 8802 nt
Organism: Peronospora farinosa
Lineage: Eukaryota; Oomycota; Peronosporomycetes; Peronosporales; Peronosporaceae
Source: the annotation of a GenBank genome assembly
AUGGAUCGUGCUCCUGCUCAAGACAAGGACAGUCAAAAACGUCGUAAAAAAAGCCAAGAAACCUCGGAAACGUAUCCGGAAACAAUGGACGACGACGAAGUGGAACUUUUUCAUAUCGUCCAAGAAGAUUUACGUCUGAAAUCGACCGUGGGGUGGCAGAAUGCUGUCAAGGUGUUGAAUUCAGCCUAUCAGCAUUUAGAACGACCGGAGAGUCAAGGGUUUCUUGAUGAUGCUUUUUCCAAGAUUAUUAGUAUCAUGUUGGAUCAACAUGCGAGUAAAAUUGGAUCAUUUGAAAAAUCCUGUGUGAUUCAAUGUUUGUCACUGGCAAUUCCAUUGGUGGUUGCUCAGUUAAAAGCAGGCAAAUAUUUUCAAGCAUUGCCGGUACUAACGAUGCUGUUGAAUAAGAAGAAGAUGUUUUAUAAAGAGACACGCACGUCGGCAAUGAUUGGUAGCUAUUGGAAUAAAGUCCCAGGAUCUCCGGAAGUGCGUGCACAAUGUAUUGAAGCCUUUUGUGAACUCAAGGGAUUCCAUUUGCUACUACGUACAUUGGAGCUGCUGAUGCAAAACCAACAAGAGGGAGACGACCUGGAAGCUGCCAUCGAUAGUGAGGAUAUCCGUAUCCUGCUGCAAGCACUAUUGGAGUUUCGAACGUCAGUGCCGGAAAGCAUUUGCACGAAUAUCUCGGUGCUCGUCAUGACGUAUUUCACGAAAAUCUCAGAUACCGUACUGAAGAAAGAGUCGAGCGACGCGGUGGGAGCCGUGAUUGGUAUAAUUCGGAGGUUGGUGGAUGCGGGAAUUCUUUCAUCCGAAGCCAUCAAUGCUUUAUGGCUUGACAUUACAGAGAGGUAUGUGGAAUCGACUUCAUUGCCUCUACGACUGUUUGGCUUGGAGCAAAUUAACCUGAUUGUGAAUUGCGCUCGAGCAUCACGAGCUUUCCCUCCGCGAUACUUUAUCCGAAAUGCUGGUACUGCUGCCAUCAAUGGCGUGUACAUAUUGAAGGCCAACUCGAACUCGGCAACUUACGUAUUCCGACAGCCUGAAACGGGCCAAGUGUUUACGCUCUUUUGCUGCACUAUGAAAAGUGGUUUGAAGUGGUGGUUUAUCUCGGAGGCCGAUAAGAUGCAGCCUGGAUCUGACCAAGAUAUUGAUUAUUAUCAGCACCAGUCACAGUACGAAGAGUACUUGCCCCCAACGCACAACUGGAUCCCUACAGGAAAAGGAGAGGCUCCAGCUCCCGAACUCGUAGCGGAAACCGUUCAGGAAAAUGGCGAAGAAGAUCUUACUCGACUGGACAAUAUAUUGAGUGCUUGGGUGGUAAAAAAGAAGAUUCUCGAGGAGAUUUUUGGUGACAGAAUCCAUCGUGAGAUUGUAUCGCGCAGUGCGUUGCUGGUGAAGUUUUUGGCAGAGUCGAACAAGUUGGAUACGCACUCUAUUGACGUGAUUUGGCAGUCUUGUAUCCAGAAGGACCAAACGUUGGUGCAUGAAAUCCACAAUUUACUGAUCACGACGGUACCGUUUUUAUCGAAUGAGCUGCUAUUGCACCUCGUGCGAAGUAUUCAUGCCUCGCUAUUGCGAAGCUUGGAAAAGAACGAACCUUUUCCAGAGCUGAUUUCGUUCUUACAACGGCUGGCAACUAACUCUCCGAGUUUUCUUAUGGAGCGCAAUGUGAACGUCACGACAGCAAUCUUGCAGCUGCUCUGGUCGAUUCAAAUGCACUGUAGUAUUGCGAGCAUUCGAUUAAGCAGAAGUUUGCGUGAUUUCUUUCAAGAAGGGUUACGAAGCGAAUACGGAGAGCCGCUCCGAAAGGCGUUCUUGAAUGAAUGUAUCAAUGGAAUUAAGAAGUCCUGCUCGUUAUCAAACUCGGCACCUGAUUCUAUAGUAUCGCCGCCCUCUACUAUGAUUCCCCCAGCUCCUGGCAGCAGCAGCUCAGUUAUGACUUCUUCGUCUGUUACAUCGACGGAAUUGAGUAGCAAGGAUUCAACAGCCUCGAAGUCGUUAGAGCUUCUUAAGUUUUUGAUCGACUCUUACCGAAUGGAUCAGGCGUUCGUGGUGGAAUCACUUAAUUUAGAGCACGGUUUGGUGAGCUUAUUGUUUGACGAGCUUGCGACUUUUGUCGCACGACGAACCGACAAGCAGUCUCCGAGCUAUCGCACUGCCAUUGGCCAUCGCCUGGAAUUGAUACACUAUGUUCACGUGAAGUCACCGAAGCUAGAACUGUCGGUCCCGCAGAUUGAGCGUCUGUGGAAGGUGCUCUCAUCUUCACCUGCUGAGCGCGAAUUCUGUUUGAUAUUUUUCAACCAGACGAGCAUACGCGGCGGACACCAACAAGGUGGAACAAGCACAGUCGAUGGAUCGAUUAGCUCAGCCUUUAACUUGGACGUAUGCUUCUACGUUUUUAAUGAGCUGUUGUGUAAACAAACUGACUUCCGAACACUAGGAUCGAUGGGCUACAAGUGUUUUGACACAUACUUUGUGGGACUAAACGCGCAACAAAAACUGAUGCAGCGCACCGAGGUAUGUUUGGAAACCAAGACGCUGAAUCUGCUUGGAAUGGAUGCUCUGUGGCGUAUUGCAUUUGAAGCUCCUCUUGAAGUCGCUGAAAUGGCUACACGGGAGUUGCUUCGUGUUUAUGAGCGAUCGUCCGCUGAGCUGAGCCCCGAGAGUGAAGGCGAAUCUGAUGACGAAGGUGUGAAAGAUUUUUUGUCUCGUGUAUUUAAACAGCUAUCUACGGUGAAGGACAGCUCACCGGACUCACUGAAAUUAGUGCAGCAAUGCUCAAAUCUUUUGACAGGGCUGGUGUCUAGUUCUCGCAAAAAGCAUACGUUUGUUCCACAUGGUCUAAGUGGUCGCGGCGCGUACUUCACAGUCAAGGUGAUAGCCCAACGAAUUCCUUCAUCGAACACGACCGGGAUAGGAGCUUCUGCGACAGCAGCUUCAAGUCACGACAAUGCGGUCCGCACAAUGCAAGCAUCUGCGUACUCCAACCAGACGCUGUGGCUGUUCCGCAAACAAAUCGAGAAGUUAGUAAAUCAUCCUAUGCAGCAGACGAAGAUUCUUUCGUCUGGGUCGGCGAUCACAGGAGAUCAAAAAACGCUUGCUGACUUGCAGAUCACGGAGUCGAGUGAAGUGCGCGUACUGAUGUUCAACUCGAUUGUGCACCGUUCAAGUCUCAGUGUGAUGGACCAGGAUCCCUUAAUGAUUUCGACGGGCAAGGGGUCGCCUUCUUCUUGUGUGGCUUCCUCGUCCAAGCACCACCCUGGUUUAGUGAUUGCUAGUGAUACUUCUUAUUUUGAAGUACUUUUUCGUGUGCUUGACAUUGUGGAGGGACAUUCUGUCCACGAGUUGCUUUGGGCUUUUUUAAAGCAAAUCCCCACUAGUGAGGAGCUGUUGAACCGUGUUUCCAACAUUGGUACGGCUGCGACGAGCGAUGGAGAUGUGAAUAUGAGCUUCCCGUCAGAUCAGCCCGCUAACGAAGGAACCAAACCUGAUUGGUCAUCUUUGGUGAAAGGAAUAUCGUCCCAUCAGGCUAUAUACACUCUCCAAAUUAUGGAUGCGCUGCUACUACCUUCGGACGUCGCUAAGAUCCCGUUUGCUCAGACGUAUCUCCAGCGCUUCAUUUCUGGAGGUGGAUUUCACGAAGUGUUAUCUUAUUUUAUAGGUGCAAACUUCCACGAGAGCUCCUUUAAUGAAGGUGCUGCAGUGGCUCUUCGUAUCCUGAAGUUUUGCCUGUUCGAUUCGGGCCAUGACAAUGGACUAUAUUCGGCGACUGUGAACGGAGAACCUCCGGAUGAUGUGCUUUAUGGUAAGGGCUCGGUGACUACUGACCAUGACAAGGGCGUCGAUGCGGAAACGCCUAGGACGAAAAUCGUUGUGGAGCAGAGUCGAUAUGAUCAGUUGGUACUGAAGAUCGCGGAGCUCGUGGGGUCUGAGUACGCGCGAGUCGAGGAGAAAGCUCCUGCUGACAAGACUGCGUACCGCAUUUUUAUUGAUGCGGUGAAGACCGUAGAGUCGAUUGUGUCCAUUGCUCAUGAUGCAGCAGCCAAGUACAUCAAGGCGCUAGAGCCACGUGCUAUCGUUGCCAAUAUUUUCAUGAAGUUCGAGUCAGACCAAGUCCGGGAACAGUGGCUCUCAUCACUGGAAUCCGUAUGUAAGGCGUCCGAUGCAGCAGCUGAAGUGGUAUUUGAGGAAUGCAUCCAGUCCGUCGAUCGUAUCGAGAGCGUGACAGCACCGUGCGAUCAGUACACACGCAUGAUUUGCGCUUUGGCGCGUCUUGAAGGCGGCAAUUCAUCUUCGUAUUGCCAAAAGCUUGCCCAGGCUGUGGUAGCAAAAUUACGUCGCGGCUUUUCAAGCAAGUUCCUAGCCUGCAAUGAGCGGUCAGGCGAAGUACUAAUCGGGUUUUUGGAGUUUUUACGCGAAGUGCUGGUGGUACACGCUGAUGUGCGAGCUGAAAUUGCCUGCGAAAUUGUAGACGUCGUCUACGAUGAAUGUUUGUUCACUUUACCUUCUGAAGAUAGACGUGGCUGCCCGCUGUGCUUGUCGUUGGAGACGAGACGUCCUGCGUUUAAGCUGCUAGCGAGCGCAAUUUCCUCGGACGCCAGUAUCUUGCAUGACUUGCGUGGCCGCCUUAUCAGACUGUUUACACGAAGUGAUGCUUUGCGAUUUAAGUGGGGUCAGGAGAACAACAUUGAAACACGUGGCAACGGCGAACACGUCGGACUAAAAAAUCAAGGCUGCUCGUGCUAUAUGAAUUCCUUCUUGCAGCAGUUGUUCAUGCAUCCCACACUGCGCCAAGGACUAUUGGGUGCCAAGGUGGACCUCCGCCCCACCCCUCAAGAACCCACAAAGGCAGAGGCAGAAACCUUUCCAGAACGCUUGGUAGGCUGCCGUGUGGCGCUGGAAUGUCUUGGGGGCCGUGUAUACGAAGCACAUGUUGUGGGAUACGACGAAAUGUCUGGCCAGCACACGAUGCGAUAUGAAAAUGGAGGCGAGGCAAGUUUCGUGUUGGCAGAGGGGCGACCAGGAAACGAAAAUGGCCGUUAUGUGAUUUUGCAGCCGGAGUUGACGGGCACUGACGCGACGUUGGAAGUUCUUCGUCAGCUUCAGCGCACAUUUUGCUACUUGCGUGACAGUGAAAUGCGCUAUUUCAAUCCGAAGGCAUUUGUUGACUCAUGCACAUGCCUAAACCUGGAGUUUUCGGUCUACCAGCAGAAUGACGCGACCGAAUUUUGUGACAAACUGUUGGAUCGAUUAGAGACGGGUCUUAAGACGACACCCCAGGGCACGAGAUGUCUGCAAGACGUGCUUGGCGGCAAGCUUAUAUCUCAAAAGCUUCCGAAAGAUUGUGGACACCGAUACGAACGUGAAGAACCAUUUAUUCGAUUAGAAUUGCAGAUUCGCGGGAAGGAAAGCAUCGAAGAAUCGCUCUCAGCUUUCGUUGAAGGGGAGCUCAUGGACGGCGACAACAAAGUGGAAUGUGAGCUUUGUGCUACAAAAAAGGCUGCCGUGCGACGCACGUGCUUUGGAUCGCUACCAAACCUGCUAAUUCUUCAUUUAAAGCGUUUUGAUCUGGACUACACGACGUUCGAGACAGUAAAGUUGAACAAUCGCUGUUCAUUUCCGAUGCGUCUAAGCAUGAAACCGUACACAAAGGCAGGUAUCGAAGAGCAGGAAGCUCGCUCUAACUUGCAACAAGAGCGCGAAGAAACGUCGACUGAUGAGGACAUGGCCUCUGAUGACUCAAGCAGCUCGGAUGAGUUCAUCACCGACGUUAACAGUGAUGCGUCAGUGGUUCCAGCUUCAGCGUCACCGAAGUCAAGUGUCAAACUUGCUGCUUCACCACGAAGCACGACUGGUGAAACCAGCGUCGGAGACGAUGAGAGGAGAAGCGUCAAGUCGGAUCCUAACUACGAAUACCGCCUGAAGGGCGUUUUGGUGCACUCUGGUGUAGCUCAAGGCGGCCACUAUUAUUCAUUUAUUUACGACCAUAUGUCUGAAAAGUGGUUCAAGUAUGACGACGAAGACGUGACACCAUUUGACCCUGCUAACAUUGAGGCUGAGUGUUUUGGGGGAGUCCAGCGACGCUCAUGGCACGGAUCAAACAACUCUAUGGAGAUGGAAGUUUUUAGCAAUGCACUUAUGCUCUAUUACGAGAAAGUUAUCCCCGUCAAACCGGCGCCGGUAUUAGUUACUAAGACCGAGACUGAGUCUGGGGCUCCUAUGGACAUUGUUGUUGCUGCUCCUGAUGAAGAACACUGCGAGUACGAAGCAGAAGUUUGGAAGUCUAAUGAGGUAUUCCUGCAAAACUCGUACCUGUUUGAUGUGGAAUUUCACGAGUUUCUGCGCGAGAUGGUGCAGUCCCAGUACAUUAAAGCCACCCAAGUCCCAGCCACGGAAGAGAAUGUACUAAUGACUUUGCCACCUGCGCCGCAGCCAUGCGAUGGUGUGGUUCCGCCGGCUACACUGGUAGCACCAGCUGUCCCAUCAGCACGAGCCGACGACGAAAUCCAAAUGACACUAAUGGAAAUCGGAGCUGAGUUCGUUCUGAGUGUGCUAUUGCAUUCACGUGAAAAACACGGAAUUGCGCGAUGGAUUACUGUGCUUGCAUCCAAGUUCACGCGGUCCAAAACUAUCUGUGUACGCUUUUUCUCGGCGCUAUCGGCGUCAAAGCGAGUUUCGUGGUUGCGUGGAUUGCUAUUCGAGUGCCCAGACUCGAUUGCGCGCCAGUCGUUUGUGCACCUAGUAUCUCGAGCACUUACGGCGUACGAGGCUCACAUGAAGGAGGAGCAAGCUGCGCUGGAUGAAGCGAGUGCUGAAGCAGCGGCAGCUGCUGAUACAGCAGUCAUUCGUGCGUUUGUGGAGGCUAUCUCUUCGUUUCUGGAUCAGACAUCCGUGAUGCAGCAGUCCCAUUUGGAGGAGUGUUUUCUGCUCAUACGUAACAUUGCUGAAAUCAGUGUCACGGCGCGUACUCAAUUGCAACAGGUUGAGAUGAUUGCACGCUUAAUCAACUUCUUCCUAUGCGAGCGGGGCCCGAGUGCGUUGAAAGAUGCAUUUCCAUCCUCGAAGUUGCAACCGACGGCUUCACGGUAUGCGUCGCCGGACUACCAGUAUCUGCUUGAGGCUGUUAUUGCAGUGUUAGGACUACCUAGGCGUACAACGGAACCUUUGCUCACGGAGAGUAGCACGCAGUAUCCGCACCGCACCAUUCUGUCAGAGAAAGCCGAGCACGCGCUGACAGAAAUUUUUGAGGACUACCAGAAACCGGGAGGCGCGGACGAAAACCCAGGCUUGGGUCUUGAAGAGCUCAAAAAGUACUUCUCCGUAUCACUCAGCAGUGCUGUGAACAGCCCAGCUGUUGAACAGCAGGCUCGGAGUAUGCUAGCGAAAUACGGUACGCCAACCGAUGUCACAGCAAAGGACGAUGUUGGAGUAAGUGCUUCACGCGUUGAGCUUGAUGGGUUCAUGCUGUUCUAUACGGACGUGGCAGCAUCAUCGACAAAGUCAGUGCUACAGGAUCUUCGUGCUUUCGGCUUCAGUGAAGAUCUCCGGCGUCAUUCAUCGAGCGAGGAUUUACCCACUGGGACUCAAGUUCUUGAGAGUUUGAGUGCCCUGAGUCGCGGAGCGUUGCUAAACGAUGUCUUCUUUGACUCGGCUCUCGAGGAAGAGGCAGAAAGCACAUCGGAGCUGCUGCUACGGUUAAGUUUGGGAGAUAAGGACACAUCUAAGCGCCUGUUGCGUGCUCUUCUGCACUGCCUCCAGAGCACCGAGACGGGAUGGAAGGGGCAACCCGUUGUCGACGCUUGCGCGCUAGCGGUGCAGCGUGUGCUGGGCUAUGAAUGUGCAUACCAGAGAGAACUCGUGGAGCUGGCGCUGGCUCACAGCGAAUAUGGCUUGCUUAGUUCCGCGCGAAGCCGCGAGAAUUCACGCUCACGAUAUGCAAAUACCACGCAUGUUCCGCUUUUCGUGUACCGGCAACUGGUUCUAGUGCUGGAGCUGCGUGCACGUGUGCCUGCCGUGCGUGCUUGGUUAGAUGAGCAUCGGAGCGAGUGGGAGUGGUUAUACGAGUGGCUACGUCUCGAGUCGCUUCAACCUACCCUGGGUGGACGUUUGCCGUCACUGAGACGCGAGCUAGCGAAACAGGAAAUGCUGUGGCGGGUGAGCGAAGCAUUGAGCAUCCCAUACCAGGAGGAACAGCGGCGAUAUGUGGUAGAGGGCGCCGGAUAUGCCCCCGUCAAUGGUGUGUACGUUAGCACAUCUCACAUCCACGAUAACUGCUUGACGUACGUUUGCGCGAAGAGCGACAUUGAGUACACGCUUUUUCGAUGCUGCAUGCCUAGCAAGGCACGACGCUGGUACAUUUCGUACUCUCCGAACAAGAACCUGCUCGGCACGAUGUCGGAUGAAGACUUUUACUUUGUACAGUCGCACAUUGAUGACGAGUCUCCGCCAGUAGAUGGCUGGAAGGUGUGGGUCAAGAACGAAAAGGCUAAGCCUCCCGUUCCAACGGUUCGUCUUUAUAGCUCUACAGUUGCCGCACUAGAUGGCGAAGGAGACGCUGCAGAUGCAUCUGACUCGGUCGAUGGUUACGUGGCGGCUAGAUGUGGUUUCCCCCAGCACGAGGAGGGACCGAGUGCUCCGAUCGCGCCGUCAAGUGACAUGGUCGUAGAGACUGUGGAUGUGGACGCGGACGUCGAGACGGUGGAGUACGACGACAGUGAGGACGAGAUUCGUGAUAGCAACGAGCGUUUUCGAGCGGUGCAUUUGGAUACACAGGAAGACGGCAGUGGAACGGAUGACUUCAUGUAA